Messenger RNA from Octodon degus (degu), 1944 nucleotides. RefSeq names its product progestin and adipoQ receptor family member 5 (gene Paqr5). The record is from RefSeq and is a predicted model, not a curated record. Bases 664 to 1656 code for a protein of 330 amino acids. Gene Ontology annotation, molecular function: signaling receptor activity. Lineage: Eukaryota; Metazoa; Chordata; Mammalia; Rodentia; Octodontidae. The transcript is spliced from 8 exons. Gene Ontology annotation, cellular component: membrane.
UGCUGUCAGCUAGGCAAACAGAGAGAGGAGACCGGAGAGGAGACUGUCGGCCGCCUCCUGCCCACUUCUGUGCAAGUGGGGCAUGUCACCAGGUCCCCUGGCCCAGGGGGCAGCAGCGGGAAGUAGUUGCCACCUGUUCCUUUAGCACCUGGUGGUGACCACAGCCUGGGCCUCCGGAACCUGUGUCCCUCUGCCUCUCGUCCCUGUGUCCACCAGCCAGCCAGAGGCCAGGCCUGCUCCUCUCAGCCUGCAGGGCACCCAGAGGGUGGCGGACCCACGCGGGCAGCCCACACUUCUCCUACCUGCGUUCCUGGCCUUCCUGCAGGCCUGGGGGACUGGGACGGGUGCCAGGGGCCCGGCUGCGACUGGGGUGCGGCCCCGCCGGCGGCACGUGGUGGGACUGGGAGCCCGGCGCCCUCGGCUCCUCCCCGGGCGCCCCACCCGCCUGCCCAGGAGCCUGGGCGGGACGGGCCGGCGCCGGCUAGCAAGCGAGCGCCUCCAGGUGCGGGCCCGGCGGGAGCGCGCGUCCUCUGUCCCCUUCACGGACUCGGCGACCUCGGACCCAGGAAUGUGGCCUGGGACCCCAGCCAUGGCGGCACUUUGAGCAAGACCCGGUGACAGGCAAGGGCUGUCUCCUACCAACCCUGCCAAUUAGGCAUCAAGAUGCUGAGCCUGAAACUCCCCAGGCUGUUCAACACAGACCAGGUGCCCCAGGCCUUCCGCGAGCGGGGCAUCGUCUUCGGCUACCGGCAUCCACAGAGCUCGGCCACUGCCUGUCUGCUCAGCCUUUUUCAAAUGACCAAUGAGACUCUCAACAUCUGGACCCACUUGCUGCCCUUCUGGUUCUUUGCAUGGAGGUUUGUGACUGCACUGUACGUGACAGAUGUCCAGAAUGACAGCUACUCGUGGCCCAUGCUUGUGUACAUGUGGACCAGCUGUGUGUAUCCCCUGGCAUCCAGCUGCGCGCACACCUUCAGUUCCAUGUCUAAGAAUGCCCGGCACAUCUGCUACUUCCUGGACUAUGGCGCAGUCAAUCUCUUCAGCUUGGGCUCAGCCAUUGCCUACUCCGCGUACACCUUCCCGGAUGUGCUGGUGCACUCAACCUUCCGGGACUACUACGUGGCCCUGGCCGUGUUCAAUACCAGCCUGAGCACCGGCCUGUCCUGCUACUCCAGGUUCCUCGAAGCCCAGAAGCCUGGGCUUUCCAAGCUGCUGCGCGUCCUGGCCUUCGCGUACCCCUAUGUGUGGGACUCCCUCCCCAUUUUCUACAGGCUCUUCCUGUUCCCGGGAGUCAGCGCACAGAACGAAGCCGUCCUGUACCACUGGAAGCACACGGCCAUGACCCUGCUGGCCUCCUUCCUGUACUCUGCACACCUGCCCGAGCGCCUGGCCCCUGGCCGCUUCGACUUCAUCGGUCACAGCCACCAGCUGUUCCACGUGUGUGUGAUCCUGGCCACGCACAUGCAGACGGAGGCCAUCCUGCUGGACAAGGCCCUGAGGAAGGAGUGGCUCCUGGCCACCUCUCAGCCCCUGUCCCUCGCGCAGAUUGCCACCGCCCUGCUGCUGUGUCUCCUCUUCAGCCUCGGCAACAUCAUGUAUUUCUCCGCGGCUCUGUAUCGGACUCCGGAACCAGAGUUACAGAGAAAGGAGACAUGAACCUUGCAGGCCGGACGCUCCCUGUGCCUAGUGUCACUGCUAGGCAGUGACUCCCACAUGCUGUAAGGUGGCGGCAUAGUGCUGACUUAAAGGCCGAAAGGGCCCCAAGGACUUCAGAGUGCCUUUGGCUGGGCUCACGUCGAAGGGUAUUACUGGGAAUAUUUCUCUAAAUGGGUAUUGAUUCUAGAUGUGUGAUUUUAAAAUGGGCUCAAGUAAGUUUUUCUUUUCUCUCCUUAAUAUGGUACUGAGAAUUGAACUCUGGGCCUUGACACUGCUAUAUAUAUCCUG